Funneliformis caledonium is the source of this 5604-nucleotide messenger RNA. The record is from the annotation of a GenBank genome assembly. Lineage: Eukaryota; Fungi; Glomeromycota; Glomeromycetes; Glomerales; Glomeraceae.
GUUCCAACAAUUUUAACAGCCAAUGUUCCUCCUAAGGAAAAUGCUUCAGAAAUUGUCGAUGCUUAUGAUAAUCAAGCAGCUGAUGAUGAAUAUGACUAUAUUGAUUAUACUUUAAACUAUGAAAGUGAUCGUGAAGAGCUAAGCAAGCUGGAAGAAAUCGCUUUGGCCGAAGAAAAGAAAGUUGAUACUACUACUUCCAACGAUAAAGAUCAAACUUCAUCUUCAAGUGAUGACUUGACAAUUCAAGGAAUCGUUACUGAUCAAACUGAAGUAAUUGUUUCAUCAACUACCACACAAUCAAGACGUGAAAAUUCAAGUCGUACUUCUAGUACCGAUUCUUUUCAAACGGAUGUAUCAGAAAAAGAAAAUUAUAAUGUUUCUGAUCAUGAAAGUGACACUUCAUAUGAAAAGGAUGAAUUAGAAAAGGAUGAAAAAAUUAUUGAAUAUGUAGAUCAGGUUAAUAUAGAAGUCAAUCCCAGUGUAGAAGAAAUUUUCGUUGAUAAAUCCAAAGAUCAGAAAGAAAUCGUCGUAUCAACAGAAAGAAAACUUGACCCCACUGAAGAAGAAUUGCCGAGCGAAAGUGCCUCCGAUAAGUCCGAGGAUAAUUCCGGUGAGAGCAAACUAGGUAAAUCUUUGGAGAAAAAUGUUAAUGAUUUUGUAGAAAAUCCUUUAGUAGAUAGUUUCUCAGAAGAAUCUGAAAUUAAAAUUGUGGACGAGAAAAGUGAUAACGGUUUGGAAGGGAACCCUUCAGAAAAUGUUCCAGAAUCUAUUUUUGAUGAAUUAGAAAACAAGAAAUUGGAUGAUAUUAAUUCCAACACCAUUUUUUCUAAUACGAGUCAAGAAUAUGUUACAAAGAAUUUAUCUGAGGAAAAUGUUCCAUUAUAUAACAAUAAUGAUAAUGGAGAAAAUUUACAAAUUAUUCCAGAAGAUCAUGAAAUGGAAAUUUUACCAAUUAAUGCCAAUUCCUCUUCAUUUUCUUCUGAAGAUAAACAAAGCGAAAGAGAUUCAAUGAGUGAAACCUUUACUUCAAAAACUAGUAGUUUUUCUUCGACAUUAAUACAUCAAUCAAUCGAUUUUACGAAUGGGACAGAAAAUGAAAAUUUUGAAAAUAUAUAUGAUGAAAAACAUGAUUUAAAUCGUUUAUCCGUAGCUUCUCUUAGAGAGAAUCCAGAAUUAAAUGACAUUUCUUUAGAUGAUGACACUCUAAGUGCACAAGAAUCAUCUAAAGAAUGGAAUUUGGCGGAUUGGGGUUUCUCAACAUCCACUUCGUUAAAAACAAUUUCAACAUUUUUUAGUCCACGUUCGACCACUUCUACUGUUACUUCAACAUCACCAAAAAGUACCAGUAGCGGUGAAAAAAUUGAUCCCCAUCGUAUGUCAACUGUAUCAAUGACAUCUACUGGUUCUACUGGUUCUAAUUAUGAUUUAUUAUUAGCAAGACUUGAAAGGGAAAAUCAAAUGUUACAAGAAGAUCCAAAGGCAAAGAGGAUGUCUCUUCAAGGAAUUGCCGACAUAAAGGCUAGUUUCGAACGUGUGCAAUAUGAGGCUACUGGGGGCGAAGCUGACGAUGACAUUGAUUGGGAUUUCUGGGGUCAAAUAAUUUCCGAUUAUGAAACGGUUGCGAGGUCGCAGCCGCGUCAACUAUCAAAAAUGAUUCAGAAAGGAAUUCCACAAGCUUUGCGUGGUAUGAUAUGGCAACUUAUGUCAAAAUCAAAAGAUAGUGAAUUAGAGUCGACAUAUGCUCAAUUGCUAAAGGAAACGAGUCCUCAUGAAAAGAUGAUCAUAAGAGAUUUGAAUAGGACUUUUCCAAAGCAUAAAUAUUUUCAGGAUCAAGACGGUAUAGGCCAAGAAGGAUUAUUUAACGUAGUAAAGGCAUAUUCGCUUUAUGAUACGGAUGUUGGAUAUUGUCAAGGAAUUUCCUUUGUUGUUGGACCUUUACUUUUAAAUAUGCCUGAUGAAGAAGCAUUUUGUGUACUUGUUAGAUUAAUGAAAUUCUAUAAUAUGCGAGGUCAUUUCUUGCCUGGCAUGGAUGGUUUACAACUUCGCCUUUUUCAAUUUGAUCGACUUGUUGAAGAAAUGCUACCUAAAAUUCAUAGUCACUUACAAGCGCAGGGAAUAAAUUCUUCAAUGUAUGCUUCACAAUGGUUCAUGACACUUUUUGCAUAUAAGUUCCCUUUAUCUUUAGUUUUUAGAAUAUAUGAUACUAUUUUUACUGAAGGAAUUGAAGCUAUAUUCCGAUUUAGCAUUGCACUUUUAAAGAAAAAUGAAAAAAGAAUCGUAGAAAUGGAAUUUGAAACGCUUUUAGAAUAUCUAAAAAGUGGAUUAUUUGAAAAUUAUCAGAUUACGCAUACUGGGGUUCUUGCUCAAUUAGUUAAAGAGACGCAAUAUCACACUAAUGAUUUUGUUAAGGAUGCAUAUAAUAUACGGAUUACCACCAGAAAAUUAAAUAAAUAUCAACAAGCAUAUUAUGCACAACAAGAGGCUGAAAAAAGAAAAGUAUUAGCAGAAGCCGAAGCGACAGAAAAGUUACGAUCAAGCAAUAAUCAAUUAUCAAGUCAUGUUAAAAAUUUAGAAGGGAGUUUACAAACACUCAAUCGAGAACAUGUUGAAUUAGCUAACGUGUUAGUUAAUACUAAAAUGGAAUUAGCAAAAGUACAGAAUGAAAAUGAUGAAUUACAUUCAAUAGUAGCAGAAUUGCGUAAAACAGUUGAAGAUCAACCAGCAAAAGUUGAAGCCAAUUUACGAGAAGAAAUGAAUGCUUUAGCAGAAAAAAAUAUUAGUCUCGUACAAAGUAAUAAUAAUUUAGAAGAUCAAUUAUCAAAUUUAGAAAAUAUGUUAAUUGAGAUUAAAAUGAGAUACGCUGAAAGUUUUCAGACCCCUGCUAAGACAACCGCACCUCAAGCAUUUGGAGCUUGGCAAAAUCCCCAAGCCCAACAACCUUCUGCAUUUGGUUUCGGUCAACAAGCUGCUCCGUCAGCUUUUGCAACUCCUGCCCAAACCCCUUUUGGAGGUUUUGGUCAAACGCAACAACAAACACCUUCUUUUGGUGGUGCAAGCGCUACACCUUUUGGGUUCGGUCAACAACCACAACCACAAGCUGGAGCUUUUGGCUUUGGUCAAAAUCAACAAUAUCAACAACCUGCUGGACCAUCUGGGUUUGGCUUUCAAUCUCAACCACAGGCAGGACCUUCAAAUGUUCAAACUUCUAGUGCGUUUGGGUUUGGAAUACCAGGUCCUUCCAACGCAACCGUUCAAGCUACUGGGACAGCAUCAUCAGCACCUGGCAUAAAUCCACGAUUGACGGGUACUCAAGAUCCAAAAUUCGAACCAUUCAAGGAUCGCGAACCUUCAGGAGUAUAUCAAAUCUUUCAGAAUCUUACGGCUAUGGAAGCAUUUCGUCCAUGGUCUCCUGAGGAAUUGCGAUUAUAUGAUUACGAACUUAACCGGCGUCCUGGAGUCCAACAAACGCCAUUAGUCCGGCCAGCACAAUCCUUACCACCAAUUAUAAAUGCAUCAACGCAAGCAUUUCAAUUACCAUCACAACCGAUAGCGCAACAACCAAUGGGAUUCGGAUUCGGUCAAUCUCAAAUAGCGCAGUCACCGUUCUCGCAGCAACCACUUGCGCAGCAACCAUAUGGGCAAUCACAGUUCGCUCAGCAACCAACGGGACCGCAACAAUUUGGACAAUUUGCUCAGCAGCCAGUUGUACAACCGCAAUUGCCGUUUCAACAGCAAGCUCCGGCCACGACUCCGAUUCCGAAUCCGUAUAAUUAUCAAUAUACCGGUAAUCUUUAUUUCAGGUUGCAUGGUACGAAUAAUCCCCCACCACUUGUGUUUGAAACAAAAUUGAAGCCCAAAGUAGAUAAGGGCAAAGGCAAGGAAUUUACUUUACAACCACAACAGUACGGAAUAGUAGGAACGUCAACCACGGGUCCACCCGUUAGCGUGACAAUUGGUGACACAUCUAAAGUAUCGAAAGCGGACCAACCUGCAACGAGCACAGUUCCAACAAUUCCAUUCUCAUUAAAUAAUGCAGUUCCAACUACAACAAUUCAAAUAGUUUCUACAUCAGCUUCCGUCCCUUUAUUAAAAACACCAACGGUAGCUGACACGAAACGUCCUGUUACUAUUACAACGGGUCCAACAAUAUCAUCGAGCAUUGUACCUACUAUUACUAAAGAAAAGCCAAAAGGGGGAGAUUCAGAUGACGAUUCGGAAUAUGUAGAAUUCUUUCCAGAAAAAAAAACUCGUACAACUCCACUUCCUCCUGAAGAAUACGAGAGGACCCUUACAGAAGUAGAUUUCCCUCGUAGAAAAAAGAACGAACCGGUUUAUAACGAUGGUAUUUUAACACCAAAAAAUAUCAAAGAACCAACAUGGGGAUAUAAUACAUCUUACAGAAGAACCGUUCCUAAUAUUCGUCAUGGCAAUUCAGGGAAGGAUUUACUAGAGCAACUUAAACUUAAAGAUAGAUCGGUUUCAAAGAGUCUCCCAAAUACAAUAGAGGCCAAUAAAAAGAAAGUUCCAGGAUCAGAUAUUCCUCCAGAAAGUGAUGUAGAUGCGCGACUAGUUUACGAGUUGCUUCUUAAACCUCGGCGAGACGGUCCAUACGCUUAUAGAGAGGAGUAUGAUGGAACUUGGACUCCUCUUUAUGGAGAUGGCAGGGAUGAAAAGCCAAAAUGGGAACCAAUGAAAUGGAAGCAACAAGUGUUCUAUAAUGAUUAUGUUAAGGAUAUCAAAAGAAGUAAGCUCCCAAUAACAGAAUGGAGAUAUGAAUCUCCUAGUUGGUGGGAUAAACAUCCUUAUAAACCAGUUCCCAAAGAGUUGAUAAAGGAUAUUGAUCAAUACGAUAAUUCCAAUGAAGCAUUUGUUGAAGAUAUGGUAGUUAAGAUGGGGAUUAGACCCGAUCCUCCAAAAGACCAAGUCGACGCACUGAGCAGACAAGUCAAUGUAAAACUUGUGCGUGUACAGAAAAAGCCCAUGGAAUGGACAGAAACCAUCACAGUUACCGAACCCUGUAGCUGCUGCAAUGUCAUGGUUCAAAAAUCUAAAGAGGAAAAGAUGACUUUCAAUAAACUUUUUAAUCCACUUAUUGGAGGUUUUGAGUCACAACCAACAUACCCAAAUCAACCUUGGGUUUUUGUGUAUGCGGCGCUGCCAGGAGAGUUUGAAGAUCGCACUCCAACCUAUGCAGAGUUGUUUAAUAAAUAUAAAUCAGGAAUCCCACAGCGUAAUAUGUAUAUCCUUGAUGCUCCACCCAGGAUGCCACGAGUCGAUUUCAGCAACAUUAUUAAAGGAGAAAUGGAGUUUGCCAAAAUCGUAAAGGAAGACGUUCAUAAAAUUUGUCACCAGGACAAGAAAUGUGAUUGUCCGUAUACGAAAAAAGAAUCUAAGACCAAAGAAGCUCCAGCAAUACCAAGAUCACAUUUCUAUUGCUAUGAUCGUCUUGGCAAACAGCCAAGAGAAAACAAACCAACAACUUUUCAAACUGUUCAUGGAUACCAACCCUUCAGUAAGCACAAGACUCCCGAAUCGGAGGAAAAUACACCCACCAAAAAGCAUCGGAUUCUUGUACCUCCUCAGGGUGAAGAUGACGAACUUUAA